This is a messenger RNA of Prorocentrum cordatum, 7212 nucleotides long. NCBI's taxonomy places the organism in Eukaryota, Dinophyceae, Prorocentrales, Prorocentraceae. The record is from the annotation of a GenBank genome assembly.
GCGUGCCGGCGCUACGUCGCGCCCGAGCAGCCGCGCUGGGGGGCCGACCGCGAUCUCAUCUGCUGCUACUACGACGCCGGGCGCCGCAUCGAGCAGAUCCGCAGGGCCAGGGGCCACGUGCACAGAACGGGCUUCCAGGAGCGCCUGGAGAAGAUCUGCGCGGCCUCCACGGAGAAGCUCGAUGCCGCCGUGCAGAGCCUAGGGCCGAAUGCGUCCCUGAAGGACGCGAUGCGGUCCCCCGCCGUGGACCAGGACGUCAAAGACGCGCUCUCCGAGCUCAUGGUGUUCACCUCAGAAGUUCUCGGCUCGGACGGCGCGCGCGCGAAAUUGCGCCACGAGCAGAACGGCUUCGCCCUCAUGUUCGGCGGCGCCGGUGGCUUUCUGACUCCGAACGUCGCGGACGUGCGGAGCCCCAUCUUGCUUGCCCUGCACGCGGCGGGGGGCUGCGAGACCCACGCCGUGGACCUCCUCGCGGAAGCCCCGGACAUGCCCUCCGCGCGGAAGAUGCUCCAGAUCGUGGCGCAGGACCCGGUGGCCCAGGCCCGCUUCUUCAUCUUUAGCAUGCAGCUUUUCUGCGAGCACGUGCUGGGCACCGGCCCCUGGGACCUCCACCUGCGCCACAACGGCCGUUGCGACGGGGCGGCUUUCCCCGAUGGCUUCGCCACUUCGUGCACGGGCGGAGCCUUCCUCAUGUUGGCGGCGCUGCACGGGCCCAUCGAGGAGCAGGCCCGGCUGUCCAUCCACCCGCACAUCCUCCUGUGGUUCGUGCACGCGCAGUCCGAGCAGUGGCUCCGGUGCGUGCUCAACAGGGAGACCGAGGAGAUCCGGCAGCGGCUCCGCGUGUGGCAGGAGAAGACCUUGGCCGCAGUGCAGUCCAUGCAGCUGGACUCAGCGGCCGUGCUCCCGCUGCUCCUCACCGACGACCCCGACCGGGCGCCCGAGCCCAGGAACACGCCCUUCUCCGAGAAGCUGCAGCGGGAUUGCCGCAUGGAUGGGGAGCUGGAGCACGACGUGGACGAGCCGGAGAAACGGCGCGUCUUCUUGGCCACAGAGCCCCCAUUCGAGGACCACCACCUCCGACGGCAUCGGAUGUCCUUGGCGCCCGAGGCGCGACCCAUGAGCGAAUACAUGGUGCCCCAGACGGGCGCCCAGCUCUGUCGCCUCGAGCACUACAGGCUGCUGCGCCCGACCACGGGCGACGACCUGGAGACCGCGGCGGGCCGGAGCGCGGAGGCGGCGGCCUGGGCCGCGCGCUACGCCGAGGAUUACCGCCAGGACAUCGCCGUGGGCCAGAUGCACCAGCACAAGGACACGUGCUUCAAGUACGUUGUCGAGAAGUCCAUGCGCUUCGCGCGGCACUGCCGCUUCAACUUCUGCCACUUCGUCAAGCUCUGGCUCCGCGUCGGCGACGGCGGGGACUCCUCGGCGCAGCAGAAGCGCUCCAAGAAGCUGGUGACCUUGGCGCGGACCGGCAAAGACCUCGUGCUGCCGCGGGGGCCAGGGGAACCGGAGCCGGAUAUGUUCCCCCUGGACGAGGACGGCGCGCCCGUGCCCCUGCGCCCCGGGCGCAAACUCGGCCCGGUCGUCAACCUCGAUCCCGACCAUGGGAAGCAGGGUCUGGUCAUGCCCAUUCGCUGGAACCCGAUGGAAGGCAGCUCCAACGGCGUGGCCCAGACGGCGCUGAACUCCAACGUGGACUUCCAGAGUAUGAUGCGCACUUUCCUUGACGGAUUUGAUGUCCAGAUGCGGGACAGGCUGCGCGACCCGCCCCUCUCGGCGGACGACGAGGCCUCGCUCCAGGCGGAGGAGGACGAGAAGUUCGAGGCAAGCUUCGCCGCGAACAUGGAGAAGCUUGCGGCCGCCCGCAAGAGGGCCAACAAACCAGAGCUGGAAUAUGAGGAGGCGGAGAUGAGGCUCCGGCAACAGCGAGCCGCUCGCAGGGCGGCGUAUCUGAGGUUGGGCCCGGCCGAGCGCUUCAGGCGCAGUAUCAAAGCAAUGACCGUCGCCAUUAUGAAGCAGUCCGUUCAGGCCAUGUUCUACGCUUGCGACUACUCCACGAAGCCGAACAUGACCUGCGCGCCGCUCCUGGUCGCGGUUCGCGACGGCAUUCGGCGCCUGGAGGAGCGGCUCCGCACCGAGGUCCAGGACGAGGCUCGGCGGCGCUUGAUCCGACAGGCCACCGCUGCCAACCAGGCCAUCGUGAAGGGGAACUGCCUCAUGGUCAUGCAGAUGCUCACCCGACGCGAGGUGCUGCGCUCCCACUCCACCUGGCAGUUGAUGAUGAAGAACGCCAUGUGGCUGGCCUUCGAGAGCCGACGACUUCGGCAGGGGUUCGACGAGCGCGAGCAGCUGCACGAGGCCACGGUGCUCCUCGACGCCGCGGAAGUGGACAGCCAGGCCACUGACCCGGACGAUUGUGACAGCGAGCCCGAGGAGCGCGACGAGAGCGCCGACGGCGACGCCGCCGACGAGGCUUCAGACAUCCCAGAGGCACCGCGCAAUCAUGCGUCGCCGCUGGGCACACGCGGCGAGAGUCCGGCUGGGCCGCGGAGGCGCCGCGCAGCGAUUGCACCCGCAGGGUCAGCUGCGCGCCCGGCGCCGCCGCCGGCCAGCGUCGCCGCCGAGCUCGGUUCUGCUGCCUCCACGCAGGUCGCGGCCGCGGGCGGCGCGCCCACAGACGAUGCCUUCGCGGCGCGCGGGGAGCGCGGCGCCUCCUUGGCCGAGGAGGCCACGGACGAGCCGCAGCAGAGAAACGCGGGGGUCCGCCUGAAGAGCAACAGCUACUACGACGACUACUUGCACCGCGGCUCCGCCGAGUUCGGCGCGUCGGGUCGAGCGGCGAAGACCCUCCUGGCCUCCAUGUCGUAUUACGACUACGGCAUGUGGGUGCGCGUCGUGCCCGGGGACCCGAACGCCCUGGCGCCAGACGAGUACGCUUUCGCCGGCCACUACGGGAAGCAUGCCGACUACGUCCAGCAGCUGCGGGCCGCGCCGGCCGCGCCGUACAUCUCCGGCUUCGCGAUGCCGACCGAAGAGAAGGACCCGGAGACGAACGCCUGUUUCAAGCAGGUGUUGUUGAGGCCGCAUGCGUGCCCGGGGCCGGACAGCUGUCGCCAGGUGCACUUCGCCCAGCACUUCUGCUGCGCGUCCCGCAGCAGGGAGGGGGGGCGGGCCAGGGGUCGCGCCCCUCUCUCCUUCCUGGGACCUUGGCGCGCGUAUCGCGCCGAGCAGCUCGUCCUGGCGAAGCGGGCCGACCAGGCCCUGCAGCGCUCGCGGCAAUGCCCCGUGCUGCACGACGCAACCGCCAUCCGUUACUGGCAUCUCCCCGGCACCGCGCGCGGGGGCCCGGUCCACGAGAGUUUCCUGCCGUUGCUCUGCGGCGGCCGCCAUGCGACGGACCCUGGUUUGGACGGCACGUGGUGCCGCCGCCGCGAGAUCCCGACCCCCGUCGCAGGCGCCGAUCUGCAGCGGCCGUCGCGCGGAGCGGUGUGCUGGCGCAUGGCCCUCCCGGUGGACCUCGCCUGGGCCGUGCUGCGCUUCGCGGGCGACGUCCGCGGCGACGACGGGCGGCGCCUGGGGGUCGCCGGCUCGGAGGAGGAGCGCGCUCGGCUCGACGAGCGGGCGGCCCGCGAGGGCGAGUCGAUCGCCUGCGCCUGUCCUGGAGUUCACGACGACCAGCUGACCCCCGAGAUGUUCUUCGCCGUUCGGCACGUGGAGGUGGCCGCCCGCCUGGAGUACAUGGCCGAGGCCCGCGGGCUGCCGAAGCCGGCAAGGGGGCCCAGCGACGCGGUGGCGGAGGAGGAGCUCGGCGGAGAUCGCUCCGACGAUGACGGGGCCUUCGGCCUGGACGAGGCUCUGCCAGGUGAAGAUUCCUCCGCGGAGGAGCGCCAGGAAGUGGCAGACGCGCGAGAGGACAGGGAGGGCAUGAGACCUCGCUGGAGGCUGGCAGAGGAAGAGUUCGACGACGUCGUGCACCGGACGGCGGCGGCCCAGGCGGCUAAGAGCAGUCGCGUGGGAGCGCACAAGAAAGCCUUGAUGGAAACGUUCUUGCAGUUGCAACGCCGCGCUUACGCCUGCGUUCGGCAGCCCUGCGCCGUGCCCGAGCGCGCCCCUCGGCUGGCGGCGAUGACUCCUGCUGACGUGCAGACCGCCAAAAAGAACCAGGACGCGAUCCGCGAACAGAGGGCCGCCCAGGACGACAAUCUGGAGGCCGCGGGCGCCGAUCUGCCCGUCGCCGCGGCGGCCUUCUCCGACGCGCCCGCGCCGUCGAGGCGCCUCGGCCCGGAGGACGUGCCGAUCUCCCCGCUGCAGGCGGCGCUGACCCUCAUCGCCGAGUCUGGGGUCUGGAAGAGCAAGGAGCAGUACCUGGUGACGCUCUUCCUCCUUCAACCGAUACAACAACUGUGGCAGAAGGCCCUCGAGACGGACGGCUUGGACAGCUUGUCCACGGCCGCGGGCCUCGCAGCGGCCUCGAGAGACGUGCAGGUCCGCCGCGUCUUCCUGCACGGCCCGGGGGGCUCGGGGAAGACGUAUUGCAUGACCGAGGUGGUCAACAAGGUGGUCGUGCGUUUCUUCGGGCACAGGGGCCUGAAGCUCGUGGCCGCGGCCAACAGCGCCGCCCGCAUCCUCGGCGGCAAGACCAUGCACGCGGCGGCGAAGCUGACGCGGAAGCAGUCUCUCGCGGCGAGUAAAUUGAAACCCAACACCAGGGCGAAGAAGAAGUUGGAGGCCGAGUGGGAGUACCUUGUGCUCCUCCUCGCCGACGAGAUCGGCCUGGCGUCCCCCCCGCUCCUUGCGGGCCUGAGUCGCCGCGCGACUUUCGGCCGCAAGGACUUGCUGCGGCUGUGCGUGGCGAGGGCCAUCGAAGAGCCCUUCGGCCAGGUCCCCGCGCAGGCCAUCAUGGGCGACUUCAUGCAGAUCAACCCGGUCUGCAGCCACACGCUGCUGGAAGCCCUGCUGGCCCGCGCGCGCGUCCCCGGCGUGCCGCGGGAGAUCACGGACGAGGACGAAGACGGCUGGAAGGUCUUCAGGAAGAUGGCCUCCGACGUGGUCGUCUUCACUGGCACGCGCCGCUUUCUCGACGAGGACCUACCGCUGCUCUUCGAGGUCAUGCGCACUCCGGGCGGGGCGAGAGUGCCUGACGACUUGCGCGCGAAGAUCAGAGAUCGCGUCCAGCGGGGCCCCGACGACCCGAGGAUGUCCAUGGACUACGAACUGGAGGGCGUUCGGGGCUUCUUCGCCCUCGGCGCUCGCGCGGCGAUCCAGUGGGAGCAGGUCGCGCGCCUGCAGCAGCUCCACGUGCUCGCCUCCGCGAGGGUCUGCCCUGGCCCCAGGGCCUUGCUCAACGGGGAGGACGGCCGGCCGGAUCUUCGUCGCCACGGCUUCAGCGCGGCGCAUUCGGGGGCGCGCGGGCAGCUCGUCUAUUAUUUCCAGGCCGUGGACCGCUUCAAGCACCACCAGGACCGAGACAUGUACCUCGAGGCGCUGAAGUUCAUGAACCUCUCCAAGAGCAACGGCCUGCCGGGCAUGUGCGCGGCCUACUUGGGCAUGCGAGGGCGGCUCGCGAAGAAGGUCAUGGGGCCGGAGCUGGUGCAGGAGGCCACGGGCGAGGUCGUGGGCAUCCGCUUUCACCCGCGGGAGCGAUUCGGCUUCGGGGAGAAUCUCGGCGGCGAUCUCGACCAGGUGGACUACACUGGCCUGGGCAAGCGGGGCGUGUUCCAUCUGGAGCCUGUGCAGGACGAGUGGGAGUUGCCCGUCGCGCGCGUGCAGACGGUGAAUCACCCGGGCGCGCCUCGGGCCAAGCAGUUCGUCGUCAAGAGCAAGCAGAAGAAGGGGCUGCAGGUCGCGCGCACGCAGCUCAGUUGGGCGCCCGAGGACCAGCUCACUUUCCAGAGCAUCCAGGGCCGCACUAUCCGCGGGCCCGAGGGCCAGCCCAAAGGUUUCGUCGUCGACCUCUUUCGGCCUGGCACGAUGCAGGGCGAGGAUCGCCGGGGGGAGUACUUCCAGCACGUCUGGAUGAUCCUUGGAAGAGCCAGGAAGCUGGAGUGGAUGCUGCUGCAGAACUUCCCGCUCGACGAGAGCACCGGCGAUCUGGACUGGUCGAUCCUCGAGCAAGGGCCGCCGGACUACCUCAUCGAGUUCUUGGGCGCGGCUGCGACGCUCAGCAGGAGGACUUCGCGCAGGAUGCUGCGCGCGCAGAAGGAGCUGGGGGCGCCGGCCUGGGAGGACGUGCCGGAGUGCCCGCUGGACCCCGACCGCCAGGGCAGAUUCUUGUAUAUCGCCGAGGACUGGAUCAGGGCGGGCGCCGCCUGCGCCCGGCCCGUCGCAAGCGCCUCGGCCGAGGCGAGGCCCGACGCGGCCCCGCGGAGGAGACUCCGGGGCAAGAGGCCGCGCGAGGAACUGCGCUCGAAGACGGACCGGCCGACCGCGCCGCCCGACGAGCCCGGGGGCGCUCCGCCGCGGCGGAAGCGGUCGCGCGGCGAGGGCGCCGGGGGCGAGGGCGAGCGGGCCUGCGCGCCUCCUGGCGCGGCGCCGGCCUCUUCGACGCAGUCGACCCUGCCGUCGGCGCCCUCGGCCAGCGCCGGCGGCUGGCACUGUUCCUUGCUCGGCCGCGCCAUCGGCCGACGAAGGCGCGCGCCCGCGUGGUUCAACAAUCCUCUCAUGGGCGAGGUCGACCCCGCGUCCGGCACCCAGCUGGGCCUCACGUGCGGUUUCUUCGCGGUGAACCAUUGCCUGGGCCACGCGGGCAUGCCGCAGCUGUCGGCCGAGGAGUUCCGGCAGGGCGCGAGAGACGGACUCUACCCCGAGGGGGAUUUCGACGACGGGGGGUUGCGUCAGAACCUCGCAGAGCGCGGGUGCCAUUUCGAUUUGUUGCAGGGCGCGGACCACCAGGGCGCCAUCCUCGCCGUGGGGGACUCCGACAGCUGUCUGGCUGUCUUCAACGGCAACCACGCCUUGGGUGUCAUCCUGCACCAGCCAUGCCCUCGACAUUGGAUCGCGCUCGUUCGACCUCCAGAGGCCGUUCGAGACGGCGACGCCGCCUGGCUUUGCGACUCCUUGCACUCGGCGGUCUUCGCCCUUGAAGCCAGCGAGGUGCAGGACCUCCUCGGCCACGUGGGCUCGGCGCAGAUGGGCGCCGCGGACAGGGCCGGGAGCGAGCUCGACCGGAUGAGGGAGAUCUCCGACUGGUGUGCCUACAGAGUCCACCGCUGA